Molecule: messenger RNA, 663 nt
Organism: Necator americanus (New World hookworm)
Lineage: Eukaryota; Metazoa; Nematoda; Chromadorea; Rhabditida; Ancylostomatidae
Exons: 5
Coding region: 1-663 (220 amino acids)
Source: RefSeq, a predicted model, not a curated record
AUGCAUAUUGUCGCUCUUCUUCGUCGAGCAUCUGUAUUAACAGCUCGUAGCACGAACCUUCCGAAUUUAUCCGGGAAAUGUUUUCAAAUACGAACUGUUCCUCUAAGACAGUGUUCUUCGACAGCUCAGUCACGACCGAAUGAGACCGAUGAUAAGAAGGACAGCGCGAAAGUUCGGCGAGCUUAUGCCCUAGGAGGAUGUUUGAUGUGUAUGUGGCUUUCUGCACAUGCAUUAUUAUUGUAUCGGCGCCGAAAUGAGCAUCGGAGUCUAAACGAGAAACUUCCACCUAUAUCUUGGGAGGAAUUCGUGCAAAAAUAUUUAUUACUUGGGAAGGUGAAAACGAUAGUGUAUCAACCACAUUUCGAAGUUGGCAAUGUUUAUCUACAUUCCGCUACGGAACAAUUAAUGAAAAAGGCGUUGUUGGAUUGGGUUCAUGCUGCUCCGGACAAAUUCUCUCGCCCUCCAGAUGUGAGAUUUUUCUUCGAAGGUGAUGCAGCUGCUGUGGAACAUGCAAUAAAAACGCUUCAAAAGCAGACUCAUGACUCCGCAAAUCCUUUAGUGGAGGUUGAGUUCGACAUUGAUCAGUUUCCAAGCAACAGGGAAUUGGCUUUCAUUGUUAUAAGUACUUUGUUUACUCUGGCUGCAAUUACACUGAUGAAAUGA